Molecule: messenger RNA, 1000 nt
Organism: Blastomyces dermatitidis ER-3
Lineage: Eukaryota; Fungi; Ascomycota; Eurotiomycetes; Onygenales; Ajellomycetaceae
Product: phosphoesterase
Exons: 2
Coding region: 1-930 (309 amino acids)
Molecular function (GO): hydrolase activity
Source: RefSeq, a predicted model, not a curated record
AUGUACGCUUCCCGGCCUUCCCCUUCAGUUCCGAUCAAAAUCGUUUGUAUAUCGGACACCCAUAACACACAACCUGAUGUCCUGCCAGGCGAUGUGUUAAUCCAUGCUGGGGAUCUCACAGAAAAUGGUUCUUUCGAUGAAAUCCAAUCACAAUUAAGUUGGCUAUCUUCACAACCACAUCAGCAUAAAGUCGUUGUGGCGGGGAAUCACGAUGUAUUACUGGAUGAGGGAUUUCUGGAAAAAUAUCCCGAGCGCAGAUAUGGAGAUUCCCGCACCCGCCGCGACCUGAACUGGGGCACGAUUCAUUACAUACAGAAUUCGUCGGUUACUCUUAACUUUGAACGUGGGUACGAAAAAAAUCCUGAUCACAGGCCCCAUCGAGCCGCUGAUGAGGGUGAUGAAUCUCUUCAAAAUCGAUCCACACCACCAGAAAUAAGAUCUCUCUCCGUAUACGGCAGCCCAUGGACACCACAAUACGGCGUAUCUGCAUUUCAACACGCUCGUGACGAGGAUGCCUGGACCGACAUCAUCCCAAUAAAUACAGACAUCGUUGUAGUCCACGGGCCACCGCGCCAUCAUCUCGAUAUGCGCGAUUUUCACCGCGCUGGAUGCCCAUUACUAAGGGCUGAAAUAGCUCGUGUUAAGCCUUCCCUUGUGGUAUUUGGCCAUAUUCAUGUUGCAAAUGGACGAGAAAAAGAAGUUGUCCUUGACCGGACAAGGCGCAUAUAUGAGGGAGUUAUGAAUAACUGGGGUGGGUGGCCCUCUCUUGUUUGGAUGGCUUGCUGUGUCCUGUUCGCUAGGUUGAAACUGGUAUUCAUUGGCCAGGAGAAAAUGGCGAAUUCUGCGAGAACAGCCAUAUUCGUCAAUGCCUCUUCAGUGGAGGGUCCAGAGAAUCUACUGCUGAAUGACCCCAUUGUUGUGGAGUUAUGAUACCAGUUUGGAGGCGGUAGAAAUCAUAUUUUAUAUUACUUGCAUCUUAUUAUUCUCGCCUGGCAUAUAU